Lodderomyces beijingensis is the source of this 699-nucleotide messenger RNA. Lineage: Eukaryota; Fungi; Ascomycota; Pichiomycetes; Serinales; Debaryomycetaceae. The record is from the annotation of a GenBank genome assembly.
AUGUCCUCAGUUUUGAAAUUAGAACAGCACAGCGUGGACACGCCCCGUGCAACCAUUUACAAGGAAGCCGUAUCGCUCCUCGAAACAACCAAGCAAUGGCCAAGCGGCAAAACAUACUACAAGUCAUCGCUGCAUCCAGUGCUUACCAAACUGGGGCCCAUAAAUGGCGACUUUUGGGCCUUGAGGGAAUCGCACUUGGAUAACAUCGCCGUGGCGAGAUUGCACCAGGCAAUCAUUGGAACUACCCAGAUCGGCACUUCGACGCACACGGAUUAUGAACCACGAUACGUGCAUGAGAUAUCCAAGGUGGAAAUUUCGCAAUUGCACACGUAUGAUGACGGAUGGAGUUAUGCGAUACAUGUAGAAUACACGUUCCCAUUCCCAUUAGCCAAACGGACAUUCAAUGAGGUGGUUCACGUGUUUACUGAUGCGGGGAAACUGUCGGGGUUGGUUGUCAGCUUGCCUAUUGAAGGCGCGCUUUAUGAUCAUUCGGUCUUGGGUGCGUACGUUGCUGUUGAAGAAUUGAUAUGGAGCGAAGAGCACGCGAGUGCCGAUUGGUAUGUGGCUACUACGUCGAGCGCUGGUGGGUUUGUACCUAUCUGGGUGACGAAUAUGAGUUUGGCUGGUGCGUUGGUUAAGGACGUGCCGAAUAUUUUGAAGUUGAUUGGCGACUCGAAGCACUUUGAGGAUGUUGAAUAA